Aureobasidium pullulans EXF-150 is the source of this 2571-nucleotide messenger RNA. Its product is annotated as RabGAP/TBC. Gene Ontology annotation, molecular function: GTPase activator activity. Gene Ontology annotation, biological process: activation of GTPase activity. The transcript has 3 exons. NCBI's taxonomy places the organism in Eukaryota, Fungi, Ascomycota, Dothideomycetes, Dothideales, Saccotheciaceae. The coding region runs from base 27 to 2444 and encodes 805 amino acids. The record is from RefSeq and is a predicted model, not a curated record.
AACCUACGCAUAUACACCUGAGAAAAAUGGCAGCAUCACGAAACAGCAGUCCACCUGCAUCAGUAUACGACAUGAGCGACGACGAAGAACGUGACUACAACAGCGUGCGACGGAGAUCGUCAUCCUCGCGCGGCGUCAAGCUGCUCUACGCAAAGAGCAAGGUCUUUGUCCACCCCUCGCCCUCAUCCAAGGACAAUAUCGAUGGCUUCAUUGCCCUCUACGAACAGAAAUCGCCCUCCUCCUCAUCCGCUCCUUCCUCGUCGGGUCAAAUCUCGUCGUCGUCACUCAUCCUAGGCUGGUCGCCCGUCGCCUCCCUCAAGAGUCAGGGCCAGCUCGAAACGUACAACAAGGUCGACUUGGAUGACAAGGAUGCUCCUACCAAGAACCUCGUUUCUCCUCCACCCAUCUCCUCCGCUCACACCACCACUCCUGGCCCAUACCCGUUCGCCGUACAAGCUAGCGAAAUCUACUCUAUCCAAGUUCGCCCUCCCAGUGCUGGAUGGUGGUUUGGCAGUCUUGUCAUCAACACUCGUUCUGGCGACAGCUUCCCUGCACUCUUCUUCCACGACAGCGAAUGUCAGUCCACCAUCAACCACCGCAAGAAGCUCGCUCGAGAGAAUUUCGAUCCUUUCGGAGAGAGCGGAAACCUGUUCUGGGGCGGCGAUCAGGUCAUGCAAUGGCUGAAAAGACACCUCAACGUCGAGCGCUCUCCAGAGCCCAACAUUUUCCUGGUCGAGCCCUCAGACGCCGACCGCACUGGAUUUGGUACAAACAAGUCUGGAAAACCUACACCUGACAAGGUUCAGCAAGCCUUGGAAGGUCCCAAUGCUCAACCACAAAAAAAGAAAAAGGAGGAUCCCGUUGCAAAGUUCCUGAAGGACUCUCGUUGGGCUGUGUUGGAGAAGCUCAGUCAAGUCACUACCUUCACUCGUCGCACUGCUCAGGCUGCUGCUGAUAAUCCCAAAUUGCCUCCUCAGCUGCGUCGUAUCAUGCAAAAUCCUCAGGUCCAGACGGUGCAAGAAGAGUUUGACAGUGCUCGCUUGUAUCUUGCAAGAUGGGCCAUGACAAUUGCAGAACAGAGUGAGCGCGACAGGAGUCAGCGUAUCUACACAGCCAAAGACUUGCUCGAGAAUGAAGACACUGAGCUUGGCGAGUUUGAGAUUCUCGAUGUUGACAUGCGAAAUCUUGAGCUCAAUGAGAAGAGGGAUCCCGUCACCAAGAAGGAGUGGAAUGCUUUCUUCGAUUCUCAUGGAAAGCUUCAUGUCACACCUGAUGAGGUCAAGGAGCGUGUUUUCCACGGAGGUCUGCAUCCAGAUGAUGGUGUCAGAAAGGAAGCCUGGCUCUUCCUCCUGGGCGUCCAUGACUGGAACAGUACCAGAGAUGAACGCAAGGCGAAGAUGAACAGCCUCAAUGAUGAGUACAUUCGCCUCAAGGGAGCCUGGUGGGACCGCAUGACGGAUGAAGAUGGCACUCUUGAAGAGCGCGAGUGGUGGAAAGAGCAAAAGAUGCGCAUAGAAAAGGAUGUUCACCGAACUGAUCGUAAUAUUCCACUUUUCGCUGGCGAGGACAUUCCUCAUCCAGAUCCAUCCUCUCCGUUCGCCGAGGUCGGCACGAAUGUUCAUCUCGAGCAGAUGAAGGAUAUGCUACUAACCUACAAUGAAUACAACAAGGACUUGGGCUAUGUCCAAGGCAUGAGUGACUUGCUCGCUCCCAUCUAUGCAGUCAUGCAAGAUGAUGCAGUAGCCUUUUGGGGUUUCGUCAACUUCAUGAAUCGCAUGGAACGCAACUUCCUCCGCGAUCAAAGUGGUAUGCGUCUCCAACUCACAACUCUCGACCAUCUGGUCCAACUCCUCGACCCAAAGCUAUACCUCCACCUUCAAUCCGUCGAUAGCACAAACUUCUUCUUCUUCUUCCGCAUGUUGUUGGUAUGGUACAAACGCGAAUUCGAAUUUCCCCAAGUCCUUCGCCUCUGGGAAGGAUUAUGGACCGACUACCUCUCGGCAAACUUCCACCUCUUCAUCGCCGUGGCCAUUCUCGAGAAACAUCGCGAUGUCAUCAUGGAGCAUCUCAAAGGCUUUGAUGAGGUGUUGAAAUAUGUCAAUGAAUUGAGCAAUACUAUCGAUUUGCCUUCUACACUUCUCAGAGCUGAAGCGCUGUUUAGGAGGUUCCAAAGGACCGUGGAAGCUAUUGAUCGCAAAGAUCAUUUCCCUACUCCGACAUUGAGGCAGAGGAAAGCUGUCACCGCUGGAUCUUUGGAUUCGGGACCGCAAGGGCAUGAUGGUAAAACUGCUGCUGUAGCGAGUUCGAGUUCGGAUGCGCAGGGCGCUGGUCAAGCUGGCACUACUACUGCCGCUCAGAAGGAGAAGAUCGUUAGUCCUGAAUUGAGGGCUUUGCUCAGCAGGGAAUUCGCCAGGGUGGAGAAGCCUACCAAGGAUGACAAGUAGAUAUUGGACGGGAGACACAUGUGGACAUGACAUUGGCGUUUGUGGCUGCGAGCGAAGGGUCUUGGGAAACACGUAGGGUGGGCAGGCAGGCAUUCUUUUUGCUGAUACGAUUAUUUAUGACGAAUUU